AUGGUGCUGCUCACAAUGACCCGGCCCAUCGUGGACGGUAUACGGAAACUCCAACAGGUCCGAGCAAGCGACGACGAGCGGCUGGACACGGAGGCACCCGAUAGCAGCAGCCGACGGCAGAGCCACGAUGAGCCCACUCUUCAACAGCCCGCCGUCGGCAACCCCAUAUCGCACGGCCAGGUCAUCGAUCUGUGGAGAAAGCUGCAGCCGGGCGAUGAUGCCUCCUGCAGCUUGGAGCAGUUGCUGCGCGGCUCGCGCGUCUACGCGCCCCCCGCGCCUCCCAAAACCCAACCGACCGAAGAAUACAAGGCGCUCAUGUCUCGCCUACGCCGCGAGGAAGCCCAGCGAGCCUACGAGCGCAUGGUGAAUCCGCCCCCGAAAAUCGAGACCUUUGGCGAUCGAUUCCCGACGUCGGCGCAGGCCGCCUUUUCCCAGGUAAACCGGCCGGUCAAGGCGUCGGACCUCGGCGACGACGAGGUGACGUUGAGGGACGUCCACCGCCAGGUCAUGCUCAUCGUGAACUUUCUCGUCAGCAUUCUGGGCGUCGCCGGCACGCUAUGGGUGACGGCAAGAUGGUGGAGCUUGCCGGCCAGGGUGCUCCUCACGUUGGGCGGAAGCCUGGUGGUGGCUGUUGCAGAAGUCGCAGUCUAUUCGAGCUACGUGUGGAGGAUGGACAAGGCGCACCACAGGCAAAAAGCCGCCGAGGAGGUCAAGCAGGUUGUCAACACGUGGAUAGUUGGUCAGGACGGUAGCCAGACGGACGCGGAGACGGUUCUGUUGCCGGGCAUGGAGAGCAAGGCAGAUGGCACACUGAGGAAACGAAUAACGGCUGCAUUGAGCGAGUCGGAGAUGAGUGCGGAGCACAAGGAGGGAUAG
Molecule: messenger RNA, 876 nt
Organism: Ustilaginoidea virens
Lineage: Eukaryota; Fungi; Ascomycota; Sordariomycetes; Hypocreales; Clavicipitaceae
Exons: 2
Coding region: 1-876 (291 amino acids)
Biological process (GO): vacuolar proton-transporting V-type ATPase complex assembly
Cellular component (GO): endomembrane system
Source: RefSeq, a predicted model, not a curated record